ACCUAGCAAAGACGCUAACGUUUAAUUCUACAAAAGCGCUUUGCUUUAAUUGAUUUGGAUGGAGCAUUUCGGUCAAUAAAACGGCACGCCCAGAGACGUUUUUGUUGUCGCCUAGACACCGUUUAACCCUUUGGGUGCAUUCUUGUUACGCGGAAUGACAUCAAUCUCGGUCUUUCAGUCGAUCUGGUUCUGUGGCGCUGAGGCCAAGGGUCUGCGGAAAACGGGCAUCUUUUUGAUGAACAACUUCUUAUUCGGCCGCGCAAACCGUGCCUUGUCUGGACUCCGGUGUGCUCGGGUGGACUCCGGUAAACUGGAGCCUGCAGUACGGAAAUAAACGGAGACGUCAACAUGGCGACAGCUGCUUCGCCCCUGCGCUCGAGAUGAAUUCAGUGCCAUAAAGCCUCCGCAGUGACACCAGGCUAGUCGGUCCAGCUUAAGGAGCAGGAUGUCAAUAUGGCUGCCCAGCUGCUUGUUCCUCCUGGACCUGACAGCUUCCAGCCUUUCGUUCCCGAGUCCCUCGCUGCCAUCGAGCGGCGCAUCGCCGAGGAGGCAGCGUGCCGGCCCAAGGGCGAGCGAGGUGGCGAGGAAGACGACGAGAAUGGACCCAAGCCCAACAGCGACCUGGAGGCGGGGAAGUCCCUGCCCUUCAUCUACGGGGACGUCCCAUCCUCUAUGGUGUCUGUCCCCCUGGAGGACCUGGACCCCUACUACAGUAACCAAACAACGUUUAUAGUACUGAACCGUGGGAAAACUCUCUUUCGCUUCAACGCCACACCUGCCCUCUACUUCCUGAGUCCCUUUAACCCUCUGAGAAGACUGUCCAUCAAAGUGCUGGUGCAUUCGAUGUUCAGUUUUGUGAUCAUGUGCACCAUUCUGACCAACUGCGCCUUCAUGACCCUGAGCAGCCCACCAGAUUGGGCCAAGAAUGUGGAGUACACAUUCACAGGGAUCUACACGUUUGAGUCCUUGAUUAAAAUCUUGGCCCGGGGCUUCUGUGUGGGGAAGUUCACAUUCCUGCGUGACCCCUGGAACUGGCUGGAUUUCAGCGUCAUCCUCAUGGCAUAUGUAACUGAGUUUGUGGAUCUGGGCAAUGUCUCUGCACUGAGAACCUUCAGGGUUCUUCGAGCGCUCAAAACUAUUUCUGUCAUCCCAGGUCUAAAGACUAUCGUGGGCGCCCUGAUCCAGUCUGUGAAGAAGCUGUCGGACGUGAUGAUCCUCACCGUCUUCUGCCUGAGCGUCUUCGCCCUCAUCGGCCUGCAGCUCUUCAUGGGGAACCUGCGGCAGAAGUGUGUGAGGAUCCCACUGAACGACACGCAGCUGAAUGGCACACAGGGCGACCCCGCCAUCGCACUCAACGCCAGCACCGGCCUCGAGCUGCUUAACGCUACUAGCACCUUCAACUGGACCGAGUAUAUUAUGGAUGAGAGUAAUUAUUAUUUCCUUCCCAACCACAGAGAUGCUCUGCUCUGUGGGAAUGCCAGUGAUGCAGGGCAGUGUCCAGAAGGCUUUUGGUGCAUAAAGGCAGGGCGCAACCCGGACUACGGUUACACGAGCUUUGACACGUUCAGCUGGGCGUUCCUCUCUCUGUUCCGACUCAUGACUCAGGACUUCUGGGAGAACCUCUACCAGCAGACCCUGCGUGCUGCUGGAAAGCCCUACAUGAUCUUCUUCGUGCUGGUGAUCUUUCUGGGUUCCUUCUACCUGGUCAAUCUGAUCCUGGCUGUGGUGGCCAUGGCCUACGACGAGCAGAACCAAGCCACCAUCGAGGAGGCGCAGCAGAAAGAGGAGGAGUUCCAGGCCAUGCUGGAGCAGCUCAAGAGGCAGCAGGAGGAGGCGCAGCAGGUUGCCGCGGCAGCAGCGGCGACGGAGAACGGCGAGUACAGCGGGAGGGGCGGGCCAUCCGAGGAGAGCUCCUCCGGGGGGUCCAGACUCAGCUCCAAAAGCGCAAAGGAACGACGCAAUAGGCGGAAGAAGAGAAAGCAGCGGGAGGAGGAGGAGGAGAAAGUGGACCAGGAGAAGGUCCACAAGUCCGAGUCCGAGGACAGCAUCAGGCGGUCAGGCUUUCGCUUCUCAAUAGAUGCCAACAGGUUGUCCUACGAGAAGAAGUGCUCCACCCCAAACCAGUCUCUCCUCAGCAUCCGCGGUUCUCUGUUCUCUCCGCGGAGGAAUAGCCGCGCGAGUCUGUUCAGCUUUCGCGGCCGGGCUCGGGACUUCGGCUCGGAGAACGAUUUCGCCGACGACGAGCACAGCACGUUCGAGGACAGCGACAGCCGGCGAGGGUCACUGUUUGUGCCCCGCCGCCUCGAGAGGAGGAGCUCCACCAUCAGCCAGUGUAGCCUCGCAGCGCCCCGGAUCAUGCUUCCAGCCAAUGGCAAGAUGCACUGCACCGUGGACUGCAAUGGCGUGGUCUCCUUGGUGGGCGGGACCUCUGUGCCUACGUCACCGAUUGGUCGGUUGCUUCCCGAGGGAACGACCACAGAAUCGGAGGCUCGUAAGAAGCGGUCAGGUUCACAUCAGACUUCCGAUUACCUGGACGAGGCAGUGGCUAGGAAAAGAGCUUUAAGUGUGGCCAGCAUUCUCACAAACACUAUGGAAGAGCUGGAGGAGUCCAGGCAGAAGUGCCCCCCCUGCUGGUACAAGUUCGCCAAUGGCUUUCUGAUCUGGGACUGCUGCCCAGUGUGGCUGAAGGUGAAGGAACUCGUCAACAUGGUGGUGAUGGACCCCUUCGUGGACCUGGCUAUCACCAUCUGCAUCGUCCUCAACACAGUCUUCAUGGCCAUGGAGCACUACCCCAUGACCAAGGAGUUCAAUGACGUGCUCUCUGUCGGGAACUUGGUGUUCACGGGGAUCUUCACGGCAGAGAUGUGUCUGAAGGUCAUCGCACUCGACCCCUACUACUACUUCCAGGAGGGGUGGAACAUCUUUGAUGGCAUCAUCGUGAGCUUAAGUUUGAUGGAGCUGGGCCUGGCCAAUGUGGAAGGGCUCUCCGUGCUCAGGUCCUUCCGAUUGCUGAGGGUCUUCAAGCUGGCUAAGUCGUGGCCCACCCUCAACAUGCUGAUCAAGAUCAUCGGCAACUCGGUGGGCGCCCUGGGCAACCUGACCCUGGUGCUGGCCAUCAUCGUCUUCAUCUUCGCCGUGGUGGGCAUGCAGCUGUUCGGGAAGAGCUACCGCGAGUGCAUGUGCAAGAUCUCGGACGGCUGCGAGCUGCCGCGCUGGCACAUGGUGGACUUCUUCCACUCCUUCCUGAUUGUGUUCCGCGUGCUGUGUGGCGAGUGGAUCGAGACCAUGUGGGACUGUAUGGAGGUGGCUGGCCAGUCCAUGUGCCUCAUCGUCUUCAUGAUGGUGAUGGUGAUCGGGAACCUGGUGGUGCUGAAUCUCUUUCUGGCCCUGCUGCUGAGCUCGUUCAGCGCCGACAACCUGGCCGCCACCGACGACGACAGUGAGAUGAACAACCUGCAGAUCGCCGUGGGCCGCAUCCAAAAGGGGGUCGCCUUGGUCAAGUCGGCUCUGCGUCACUUCCUCCAGAGCCUCUUCUUGGCCGGCGCCAAACCAGGAGCCUUGGAUGAGGAGAAGCCCCUGGACGAUCUGCACAGCGACGGCAAAGAAAACUGCCUGGCCAAUCACGCGCCUGUCGCCGUCGACCUCGGCAAGGACUUCCUCAGAGAGGGCUGCGUCUCGCCCAGCAACGGGGUUGAAGGGCAUGGGAAGUACGGGAUCGAGGAAGGCGACUACAUGUCGUUCAUCCACAACCCCAGCCUCACCGUCACCGUGCCCAUCGCCGUGGGAGAGUCAGACUUCGAGAACCUAAACACGGAAGAUUUCAGCAGCGAGACCUCGGACGUGGAGGGCAGCAAAGAGAAGCUUCCUGUGGACAAGGUUCUCAGCUCCUCUGAGGGCAGCACGGUGGACAUCAGACCCCCUGGAGAAGGGGCAGAGUCAGUAGAACUGGAACCUGAAGAGUCUCUGGACCCAGAGGACUGCUUCACUGAAGGUUGUAUGAUGAGGUUCCAGUGCUGUCAGGUGGAUGUGGAGAAGGGCCGGUGGAGGAGCUGGUGGAACCUGAGGAAGACUUGCUUCGUCAUCGUGGAGCACAACUGGUUUGAGUCCUUCAUCAUCUUCAUGAUCCUGCUGAGUAGCGGGGCUCUGGCAUUCGAGGAUAUCUACAUAGAGCAGCGGAAGACAAUAAAGACUGUGCUGGAAUAUGCUGAUAAAGUCUUCACCUACGUAUUCAUCCUGGAGAUGUUGCUCAAAUGGGUUGCGUAUGGUUUCGUCAAGUAUUUCACCAAUGCCUGGUGUUGGCUUGACUUCCUUAUUGUAGAUGUGUCUUUGGUCAGUCUCAUCGCUACUGCUCUGGGUUACUCUGAGCUGAGUGCCAUUAAGUCGCUGAGGACCCUACGUGCUCUGAGACCGUUAAGAGCAUUGUCACGCUUUGAAGGCAUGCGGGUGGUAGUGAACGCUCUGCUCGGCGCCAUCCCCUCCAUCAUGAACGUGCUGCUGGUGUGUCUGAUUUUCUGGCUCAUCUUUAGCAUCAUGGGCGUCAACCUGUUCGCCGGCAAAUACUACCACUGUGUGAACAGCACCACGGACAAGCUGCUCCCCAUCGAAGAGGUCAACAACAGGUCCGAGUGCCUGGCGCUCAACGACAGCGCACGCUGGAAGAACGUCAAGAUCAACUUUGACAACGUGGGCGCCGGUUACCUGGCCCUGCUCCAAGUGGCCACAUUCAAAGGCUGGAUGGACAUCAUGUACGCUGCAGUAGACUCGCGCAACCUGGAGGAACAACCAAAGUAUGAAGUGAAUCUCUAUAUGUACCUGUACUUCGUCAUCUUUAUCAUCUUUGGCUCCUUCUUCACGCUCAACCUCUUCAUCGGCGUCAUCAUAGACAACUUCAACCAGCAGAAGAAAAAGUUUGGAGGUCAGGACAUCUUCAUGACUGAAGAACAGAAGAAGUACUACAAUGCCAUGAAGAAGCUCGGCUCGAAGAAACCCCAGAAACCUAUCCCCAGACCCACAAACAAGUUCCAGGGCCUUAUCUUCGAUCUCAUCACCAAACAAGCCUUCGACAUCGUCAUCAUGAUCCUGAUCUGCCUGAACAUGGUGACGAUGAUGGUGGAGACAGACGACCAAACAAAGGAGAUGGACAUCAUCCUGUACUGGAUCAACCUGGUCUUCAUCGUGCUCUUUACUGGCGAGUGUGUGCUGAAGAUGGUGUCUCUGCGCCACUACUUCUUCACCGUGGGCUGGAACGUGUUCGACUUCGUGGUCGUCAUACUGUCCAUUGUCGGUAUGUUCCUCUCAGAGGUGAUUGAGAAGUACUUUGUCUCUCCCACCUUAUUCCGAGUUAUCCGAUUGGCUAGGAUCGGCCGUAUUCUCCGCCUCAUCAAGGGAGCCAAGGGCAUCCGCACCCUCCUGUUCGCCUUAAUGAUGUCACUUCCUGCCCUUUUCAACAUCGGGCUCCUCCUCUUUUUGGUGAUGUUCAUCUAUGCCAUCUUCGGCAUGUCCAACUUCGCCUACGUGAAGCACGAGGCCGGAAUCGAUGACAUGUUCAACUUCGAGACCUUCGGCAACUCCAUGCUGUGCCUGUUCCAGAUUACCACCUCUGCUGGCUGGGAUGGUCUGCUGGCGCCCAUCCUCAACAAACGCGAACCGGACUGCGACAGCGAGACGGAGCACCCGGGCAACUCGUACCGCGGUGACUGCGGGAACCCCUCGGUCGGCAUCUUCUUCUUCGUGAGCUACAUCAUCAUCUGCUUCCUGAUCGUCGUCAACAUGUACAUCGCUGUCAUCCUGGAGAACUUCAGCGUGGCCACGGAGGAGAGCGCCGAGCCGCUGAGCGAAGAUGACUUUGAGAUGUUCUACGAGGUGUGGGAGCGCUUCGACCCCAACGCCACGCAGUUCGUGGAGUACGACAAGCUGUCCGAAUUCGCGGAUGCCCUGGACCCACCGCUGCGCAUCCCCAAGCCCAACAAAAUCCAGCUUAUCGCCAUGGACCUGCCCAUGGUCAGCGGUGACCGCAUCCACUGCCUGGACAUCCUGUUCGCCUUCACCCUCCGUGUGCUGGGCGAGGAGGGCGAGAUGGACGCCCUACGCGGGCAGAUGGAGGAACGCUUCAUGGCUUCUAACCCAUCCAAGGUAUCGUACGAGCCCAUCACCACCACGCUGCGCCGCAAGCAGGAGGAGAUGUCGGCCGUGGUCAUCCAGAGGGCCUUCCGUUGCUACCGCAUCCGUGCCACCGUGAAGAAGGCCUCGGACAUGUACCGGCAGCAGCUGCAGGGAGGCAGCGAGGCGCCGCCCGAGAAGGAGGUGCUUGUCAUUGGCAAGUUCCACGAGAACUCGGCGUCGGACAAAACGGACAUGACCCCGUCGUCGGCGUCGCCGCCGUCGUACAACAGCGUGGCCAAGUCGGAGAAGGACAUGUACGAGAAGGAGCGACGCAAGAAGGAGGACUGCGCAAAAGACACGCGCGAGAGGAAGAAAUGAAGGCCUGGGGAGGACGGAGACGGCGGACUCAAAGGGAGAUGUCUCUGUUUUUUGAUGAGACGCUGUUUACAGAUGUGACGAAGAACUGGACUGGGGACUUCCUCACAAGGUUUUGGGACCUUUCGAUUGAGCACUGGUGGGUGUGAGUUGCGCAUGUGUGUGUGUGCGUGUGUGUGAGUGUGUGAGUGUGUGUGUAUUGCUGUGUGCAGUGGCCUGGGAGGACUGUCUGUGCACACAGGGACGGACUGACGUUUCUGUGACGAUGUUGAGGACAUCGUCGGUGUCGGCACACAAACUCACACUCUUGCACACACACGCUUACACUACAGUGCGACUGUGACUGUUAAGAAGGACUCUGAUACGAAACGGAAAGGUGCGUGGAUGGAGUUUGUGGGUUUGUCUUUUCAUUCUGUGUGUUGUAAAACAAUCCUGAGGAUUAUAGGAAACCGUUACACAGUGAUCAGUAGCUAGAACUGCCGCUACCACUGGUGUCCUUCUUAUUGAUUGGUGUAUUAUUAUAUACCUGCACAUUUUUGUUACAUUAGCUCAUUUUUUUUAAACAUUAUGUUGAAUUUUUUUACUGUUAAGUUUGAUUUUUGAAAUGUUCAUCAAAGGGCAAGUCUGUCAAUGAGGUCUGGUUAGUGAGGGAACCUCAGUAAAGGUAAAUCUCUUCAGGAGGUUGCAUAUCGAACAAAAAUAAUUAUAGGAUGGAAGUCAUGUCUACUGGUUCUCCCUGAAGCUCACACAACUUCCUCUUGGGCUGCCGUUGGCAUAACAGUAACGUUUAACAUAAUCAUAGCUAGAGAUGUACUGCAGUGCUGCCUUAUUUAACAAAACAGAAAAAGAGAAAAAAAACAGGAAUGAUUCUAGACUAGGCAAGUCAAGUCUGACUCGGCAAUGUAAAUGUCUCACUAUGAUGGUCAAGAUUCCUCUAAAAUGAGUUGCAUUUCUCAGAUCUUCAGGUGAAGGGUUGAACAUGAGACCAUAUCGCAUCCUUUUCCUGCUUAGUGCCACUCACAGAAAUCCGAAUGUCCGCUCCGUACACGAACCUGGCCCGAGUUCCCUAAAGAUCAACAUAGCUGCUAGAGAGAGAGCAAACUGUGCUCUCUCUCUCUCUCUCUCUCUCUCUCUGCCGCCUGCUGGUGGUCUCAGUGCUUUUGGGAAAUGGAAGCUAGCUUCACGACAGUAAUGUAAAUGUCCUGAAUGUCUCUUUGCCAGAAAGCCAGAUUGUCUCUCUUCUAAACAUCUUAUUCUCUUAGUUAUAUUGGAUCAAAAAAAAAGGCGAUUUCUUCCAAAACAAACCUUCUGCCCAGGUAAGCAGCUAAAGAACAAUGACCUGUCUAACGUUUGGAGCUCAAACAUCUGUGGUCCAAAUCACAGAGCCAGCGUCGGUUCAGGCCAAUGUCAUGGUUAUGAUAUCAUCUCUCCUGUUGAAUUCAUGAACCGGUGGUGAUUCUAUAUGUACAUACUGGCGAUCUGUGUCCCACCUCUGUGCUAAACACUGUAGAAGAGCAGUUUUACAUGCCAUUUAAAACUGCCAUUUGGAUGCAUACUAUCUGUGUGUGUGUGUGUGUGUGUGUGUGUGUGUGUGUGUGUGUGUGUGUGUGUGUGUGUGUGUGUGUGUGUGUGUCAGUCAGCGCAUGCACAUGCACACAUGUGCAGACUGUGUACAUGCAAGAGACAGACGAAGAUAUAUAGUAUAUACGUGUGAGACAGACAGCUAGUAUAUGUCACUGUACUGGGACCAGCAUCCACUUUACUCCCAUCCUCUCUUUCAAUGUUUAUAUUGUACAUAGUAGUUUGAAGCUCACGUUUUCUUUUUUUAUGAAUUAAUUAAUUUUGUUUACAUUUUUUUUUGCACAGUGCUACAGUAUGUGUGAGGGUCAGGUCCUGGUUUUAAAUGUAAAUAUGAAUUUAUGAAGCAAUCAGUGGUCGUCAUUUCAUUCGUAGUGUUGUAGUAAACUGCAUGCACUAUACUAAAUAACUACAUGGUGACAUUAUUUUAAAAAGCCAAAAGAAUAAAGAUCAUAUUUUUUGUACCAAAGUAUACUUAAUUUCCUCAUCAUUAACUGUCACACAAUAUUCUAUCACAAAUCCCCAAAAUGUACCAGAAAUUUCUAUCUCUAUCUCUGAAAAAUGCAUACCACAUUUUUGUUACAUUGAAAUGUUUUUGAGUUGAAAUGUGUGACCUUAUUUUUCUUUAGAAUGUGCAAAAUGACUUCUUUUUUUUUUCUCAUUUUAAUCAAAGCAAAGAGGUUUCAGACGUACACUGUAGUUUUCCAAAAUAAAGCAUAUUUUGGGAAGCCCAAAUCUU
Messenger RNA from Electrophorus electricus (electric eel), 8794 nucleotides. RefSeq names its product sodium channel, voltage-gated, type I like, alpha b (gene scn1lab). Gene Ontology annotation, biological process: sodium ion transmembrane transport; neuronal action potential; membrane depolarization during action potential. Gene Ontology annotation, molecular function: voltage-gated sodium channel activity. Gene Ontology annotation, cellular component: plasma membrane; voltage-gated sodium channel complex. The record is from RefSeq and is a predicted model, not a curated record. Lineage: Eukaryota; Metazoa; Chordata; Actinopteri; Gymnotiformes; Gymnotidae.